This is a messenger RNA of Fulvia fulva, 1521 nucleotides long. RefSeq lists its product as uncharacterized. Lineage: Eukaryota; Fungi; Ascomycota; Dothideomycetes; Mycosphaerellales; Mycosphaerellaceae. Bases 1 to 1521 code for a protein of 506 amino acids. The record is from RefSeq and is a predicted model, not a curated record. Gene Ontology annotation, molecular function: phenylpyruvate tautomerase activity. The transcript is spliced from 2 exons.
AUGUCCCAGGAGUCGCUGUUCCAUACAGCAACAGAUCUUCAGUCCCAGUCCCUAAAUCGUGCUAGUCUACCUGGCCCAGACGUCUAUGCAGAUCUCAUUGGCCAAGCCGACGUGGACGAAUUCAUGCAGAAGCAUUUGGGAGAUCGUAGCAGCAUGAUUGCCACGUACAACGAUUCAUCCAAGCACCGAGCCCAGUACUACGAAGAAAAGUUUCAGCACAGAGAGAAUGGUACCAGCAGUGUCCGAGAGCGGGUCCAACGAGAGUCACCGGUGGUCGCCGAGCUUCGAACGAAUGUUAUUAUCAAAGAUGAAUUCACCCUUGUCACGGACCUCUCUUACCACCUGGCAGCACGAUACACCAGGCCAGAUUCAUGUGUAAUGGUGAAAGUGGACCACAGCGCGUGUCUAGCGCUAGGAGGCACCUUCGAUCCAUGCUACAUGCUCACCAUAACGGCAGUGCCCUCGCAGAUGGCUCCCACCACGAACAAGCGGAACGCUGCUCUUAUCCAGUCAUUCAUGGCAGACAUUCUGAGUGUGCCUCCAGAACGAGGCAUCAUCAAGUUUGAAGCUGUGCCAGAGGAGAACUAUGCCAUUAACGGUACCACGGUUCUUGGCGAUAUUGAGCGGCAGGAGAAGCAGCAAUCAACGGACGGCAACAACACUGUCCGGCGAGCUCUCAGUAACGGCAGGAAGAGCCUCCCAUCGUUCAGGAAGAGCCUGCCGAAGUUGAACGGCGACCCAAAAUCGAAUGGUGCACAAUCCUCAGAGACGAAGUCAGCGCAUCCGAAAAUGGAGUCGAAGCCGUCGUUCACGAAAAUUGCAGAUCGAAGGAAGAGCACGCCGAACCCAGCUGCUCCAGCAGAGGCUAUGAAUGGUGUGUUUGAACUACCAGCGAUCGAACUGGACCGAAAGCGACCAUCUACAGCCCACAGCCAAGCAGCAUCCAUUGGCUCGAAUGGAUUGCGCAUGAAUGGCGUAUCGGACGCAGAUCUGAGUCCACAGCUUUCGAGAUCUUCAUCUAGAGACAGACCGAAGACCAUCUCCGGUGGCAUCGCAUCGGUCCCAGUCAAGCCGAAGACUCCUGUCAAUGGUACAGCCACGCCUCAGUCCAGAUACUCCGGCGCACAUCUCUCCAAAGGCAAUCGUCCACCAUCGUUCCUAAAAGUCGACCCAACGAAGACUAGUAGAUCGUCACGACCCAACUCUUCUCACAAGCCAGGAUCACCAGGCGAGGUCAAGUCAAAGCCCCGAGAGACUUAUGUGGAUGGAGUAGUGGGCACUGCGACUGCGAAAGAGGAGCGUUCAAGCCCCAGUCCAUCCAAUUUCGGGCAGAAAGUAGAUGAGAGCAAGGAGCCAACUGCCAAUACAGCAAAGCGACGCUCAACAAUCACUGCCACUGCCAAAAUGCUCGAGCCUCCUCCAAUCCCGGCGGACACAAUGGACUCGAAAUCGACGAGGUCUAUGAAGAAGCGGAAGAGCUUCUUGUCGGCUUUCCGACGCAGCACUGCUGUUGCGAGCUGA